Messenger RNA from Salvelinus namaycush (lake trout), 7602 nucleotides. RefSeq names its product PH domain leucine-rich repeat-containing protein phosphatase 2-like. Lineage: Eukaryota; Metazoa; Chordata; Actinopteri; Salmoniformes; Salmonidae. Bases 19 to 4074 code for a protein of 1351 amino acids. The transcript has 20 exons. The record is from RefSeq and is a predicted model, not a curated record. Gene Ontology annotation, molecular function: protein binding.
CGCGUUCUAAAGCGGAACAUGAAGAGGAAUGGGAGCAGAGGAUGUGUUACCAGGAAGACCCGCUUUGGAUCGCGGGAGCGGGACUGGCUGAAGGGGGAUGCCCAGCGGGGCUGUGUGUGUCUGUACGGGAGAACAGUUGACCCCCAGCCCCCAGCCUCGGGCCCACAGACCUCCUCCACCCUCCAGGCAGACCUGCGGCUGGUGUUAUGCUCCACCACUACCACGGUGGAGGAGCUGUGUGCCCAGAGAGAAGUAGAGGGACUAUACCUGCAGCUCCAUGGAGACCUGCUCAGGAGGCUGGACCCCUCUGAGCGCCCUCUCCAGAUGGUGUAUGACUACCUGGCUGCUAUAGGCUACCAGGACCCUCUGCGGGUUCAGAGAGAGGCGGCCAACUCGGACCUCAGCUGCAUGAUCCGCUUCUACAGUGAGUGUCCAAUGAACGCAGACCAGCAGGAGCGAACCCUGCUGACGGGCGUGUUCAGCGUCAGGAAGGGGAAGACCCAGCUGCACAAGUGGGCAGAGCGCCAGGUCCUCCUGUGUGGAACCUGUCUGAUUGUGGCCUCCGUCAAAGACAGCCUGACGGGGAAGAUGCACAUCCUGCCCCUGGUUGGGGGAAAGGUGGAGGAGGUGAAGAGGAGACAGCACUGUCUGAUGUUCAGCUCAGCCGGACCUCAGGCCCAGACAUACUUUGUUAACUUCGACACACUGGCAGACUAUCAGAGGUGGCAUCGGCAGGCUUCAAAAGUGGUUUCUCAGACCAUCAGCCUGGUGGAUCUGUCAUGCUACAGUCUGGAGGAGGUGCCAGAGUACCUGUUCUACAGCCAGGACCUCACCCACCUCAACCUCCGACACAACUUCAUGUCCCUGCAGGGCCCCGGAGGACUGCUCAACCUCCCCAGGUUUUCCCAGCUGAAGAGCCUGAACCUUUCACAUAACCGCCUGGGAGUGUUUCCAGAGUCUGUCUGUGAGAUCCUCACCCUGACAGAGCUCAACCUCUCCUGUAACGGCAUGAACACUGUCCCCGCACAGAUAGGCAACCUCCAGAGUCUGCAGACCCUGUCUCUGGAUGGGAAUCAGUUGAGCUUCCUUCCUGAAGAGCUUGGCGGCCUAGCUCAGCUCAGCAGCCUGGGGCUUUCCUUCAACAACUUCCCCCACAUCCCUGGUGUGCUGGAUAGGCUGAGUGGUAUGGACAGGUUAGCCAUGGCUGGGAACAGGGUGGAGACCCUGGAGCUGGGGAUCCUUGCCAGGAUGAGCCACCUCAAGAACAUCGACCUGCGGCUGAACGGUCUGCGCUGGGUGAAGAGUGAGGCCCUGGAGGCAGUGAAGCAGGUGACCCAGCUAGACCUGAGGGACAACCACUUGGCCACCCUGGACCUGAGCUCCAUCUGCAGCCUGGAAACCCUGCACUGUCAGAGAAACCAGCUGAGGGCGCUAACACUGAGUGGCUUCACCCUGCGCACACUCCACGCCAGCAGCAACCGCCUGACCACAGUCAACAUCUACCCAGUACCCAACCAGCUGACACAGAUGGACCUAUCACGGAACCUGCUGGAGUACCUACCUGACUGGGUGUGUGACAGUAGAAAGGUGGAGGUGCUGGACGUUACACACAACUUUCUGUCUGAACUACCAGCCAGACUGCUCAGCAGCCUGAGUCUGAGGAAGCUGCUGGCUGGGAACAAUAGGCUCCAGAGACUGCCUGACCUACUUGACCACGUCCCCCUGGAAGUACUCGACCUCCAGCACAACAAGCUAGGCGAGCUCCCAGAGAGCCUCUUCUACAAGGCCUUAAACCUAAAGUACCUGAACGUGUCAGCUAAUGCCCUGGAGACAAUUCCCCCCAGCAGCCAAUCAGAGGAGAGCCUCAGCACUCUCCAGGAACUGUACCUGACGGGGAACAAACUGAAUGAGAACUGCGCUGCUCUGCUGGUCGGACACCAGAACCUCAGAGUCCUGCACAUGGCCUACAACCAGUUGCUCUCUUUCCCUGCCAGUAAACUGAGUAAACUGGAGCUGCUGGAGGAGCUGAAUCUGAGUGGCAACAAACUGAAGACCAUCCCCUCCACCGUGUCCAGCUGUAAGAGGCUACACACCCUCAUAGCACACUCCAACCACAUCAGUGUGUUCCCCGAGAUCCUCAACCUGCCAGAGAUCAAGCUGGUGGACUUGAGCUGUAAUGAGCUGACUGAGAUCCUACUGCCAGACUCUCUAACGGCCACCCUGCACGAACUGGACCUGACUGGCAACAGCAGUCUCAUGCUGGAGCACAAAACACUCAACCUGUUCAGUCACAUCACCACCCUGAAGCUGGACCAGAAGCCAGCCAUGACCACCGGGGACUCCCUGGGCUCCUCCACCCUGUGGAACCACGGCUACUCUGAGAUGAGCGGACAGAGGAACAAGUUGUGUGUGUCUGUGCUGGCAGUGGACCGCUUUGGGGAUAGUGUUGAGGCGGCCUAUGGCGUCUUCGACGGAGACCGCAAUGAGGAAGUUCCUCGUCUGCUGCAGUGCACCAUGGGAGAUGUGCUGUCGGAGGAGCUGCUGCAUUCCAGUGUGGACAGUGUGUACAUGAGUAACACCUUCCUCACCUCACACAGGAAACUGGGCAUGGCUGGUCAGAAGCUGGGUGCAUCUGCCCUGCUCUGCUACAUCCACCACGAGCCGUCGGAGCUGGGCAGCUACUUCAGCCUGACGGUGGCCAACGUGGGCAGCUGCCAGGCGGUGCUGUGUCGAGACGGCCAGCCCCUGCCCCUCUCCAAGGUCUUCAGCCUGGAGCAGAGCAUUGAAGAGAUGGACAGGGUCAAACUCAGCAAGGCGAUCAUCACUGAGGAUAACAAGGUGAGUGGAGUGACAUGCUGCUCUCGCCUGCUGGGAUGCUCUUAUCUGUCUCCCUGGGUGCUGCCCAAGCCCUGGGUGCGCACCGAGCCCCUGUGUUCCCAAGAUGAGUUCUUGAUCCUGGGGAACCGGGCGCUGUUUGAGAGGGUGUCCUACCAGGAGGCCGUGUGCACUGUGCAGGCCGUGAGGGACACCCGCGCUGCUGCCAAGAAGCUCUGCACGCUGGCCCAGAGCUACGGCUGUCGGGACAAUGUGGGGGCGGUGGUGGUGUCCCUGCACAUCGGGGAGGACAGCUGUACCUGUGAGCCCCCUCACGCCAGUACUGGUACUGAACCCCGUGGACCCCCUCCAACACCCCUCCCCGUCACUGCUCCCCCAGGGGACCCGGCCACGCCCUCCUCCAGCAGUGGCAUCGCCUCAGAGUUCAACAGCGAGACUUCGGCCUCGGAGGUGGGGAGUGAGGCGGGCUCCACGGCCUCUGACGAGCACCCCUCCACUGGCCCCAUGGCCCGACCUGAGAGGCGCUGUAGCCUCCACCCUGCAGCCACGCUCUUCCUGUUCCAGCGCCAGCCCUCCUGUGCCACCUUCUCCAGUAACCAGUCUGACAACGGGCUGGACAGUGAUGACGAGGCUCCACUAGAGGGAGUCAUCUCCAACGGGAGCAAGCUGGAGGUGGAGGUGGACAUCCACUGCUGUGCUUUCCAGAUCCGCUCUGGGCCCCCCGCGAGCCACAAGGCCCACAACCUGGACAAGACGCGCUCGGACUACCCCAACGGAAAGAUGCGUCGUCAGAACAGCGUGGUGGUGUCAGCCACUAACGGCUGCCUGCUGGCUGUGUGUGGCAGGGAGAUCUCCGACCUAAAGAAGUCCCCCUCCACCUGCAGCCUCUUUGGGAAGAAGCUCUCCAACGGCUCCGUGGUGGCCCCGGAAGAUAGCCACAACCUCAUCGAGGUAGCCGUGGAGGCCCCUAAGAAGAAGUCGGGUUACUUCACUGCCCCUGCCCAGCAGGACCCCGAGGACCAGCUGGUAGUGCCUCCCAGUCUAGAGCAGGAUGUUAGGGAACAGCUGAGGGGCCAGAGCCCUAUGGUCCCAGGACCUCCACCUCCUUUCACACCCCCCUCCAUCAGAGACCCUGUGUGGGACCACCCCCACCCCCCUGCUCCCAUGCUGCCCCAGCGGGACCUCGCCCCCAACCCUAUCCCUGCCCUACAGCAGGAAGUCUAUGAUACUGCCCUCUAGAGGGGGCCAGAGCACAGCGCCACCCUGUGGUUGUCCUGUGACAGUGCCAUACCAGGGGGACAGAGGAGGUCUCUCUGGCACAGGUGGGAUAUUCCAGUUCAAGUUUCCAUUCAGCUCUGUCAUGAAGACAUGUGGGGCCUUGACUGUUCACAAAUGAAUGCGUUACGUCACGUUAGACGUAGAGAGGUACUUAGCUAACUGUCUGAUGAACCUGGUGGAACUGUCUGAGUAUCAGAGCUGAACAGGCACUAAAGUCAUUAACCAUGAAAAUAGGUUGUGAAAAGAAGGGGGCCACCAGAGGCCAAAAUACCCCAGCCUGAACUAGAAUACCUCAUGCUUUUUAGACUGCAAAACUUGUUUGCAACAUUUCCCUUUACUUGGAAGGAAGGUCAAAUAGUGAAAUGGUAGAAUAAUCCAUUUGAGUGUGUUAUCAUUCCAUUGCUGGGGGCUCCAGGGGUUCCUAGAUCCCAGGGACAAGUCCUGUGACCAAAAGGUGAAAAAGUGCCUACUGUAGAUGACUCAGCCCCAGAUGUCCCUGCCUCCCUGCCUGUGUGUGUAUGGAGGGGGGAGGGGACACGCAUCAGUAUUAACCCUGGAAUAGGACAUCACUGUGUGACAGCGUCCUCCAGGGGCCACCAAUGGUACAGCCACUUCUCGCGCUCGCUCGCUCUCUCUCUGUCUGUCUGUAUAUAUAUCGUACUUUAUCUCCCUCUCUAACCUGUUGACUGCACAAUGGCAGCCGACAUGGCUGGCAGGACUGGAAACUGGGAUGACUGGCCCUUACUCUGUGGUACAAGGAUUCAGACUGUGUAUGCUAGAGGCAGGUAGGAACAUAACAGCAGGUGAUUAAAAAAAACUAAUUUAAUUUUUAUUUACUAAAAAAACUAAGAUGUGACCCUUUCUAUCUACACCAUAAUCCUCUAUAUGGGAAAUACAGUUAGUAUCUAUAUACACAUUUAGUCUGAGCAGUAUAGUGCAGAACCACAUAGUGGUGUAAUCACAUGGCCUGCUUGGCCUAGUCCUAGCAUCAGGAUGUGUAUCCAUUUGGAAACCAUUGAAGCCUUGCUGGGAGGAAUAAUACAGAAAAUAAUGUUCAAAAAUAGCAUCAAGCUCUCAAGAAAAGGCAAACGCAAAAUAACAUAACAGUGCAUUGCUCACCUGUACAGAAUCAAUAUGGCAUACUGCUUCAAAACCAUUAUUGUAACACUGUAUCUGUGACAGUGCAUGGUCAGCAAAUUUUAACAGAAAAAGUUGUUAUAUUAAUUAUGUUUUAUGGGCAACAUGAGUGGUGACAAUGAAGACGAAACAAUUGUUCACGGUGUUCAUAUCUCAAAGACACUACAAUGCACACUAGAUACUGUACAGUAAUCAUUACAAAUGAUGGGUGAAAAAACAUGUUCUUCAACAUGAGUUCUUCACAUUAUUAGAGUGCCAUCAUUUAAGGAGUCCAGAUACUGUGAGGUGUGUAGCCCCUUUUUCUUUCGUUUUUCUAGUUGUACGCUUGUUGUACCCAGGAAAUUGUGCAAAAUCUCUCCAGUGACCAACGUAUCGAAAGUGUUUUAAGGUUUGAGAAUCAUUCUGUUCCCAUCAUUCCAUUAGCUUCACAGUCAACUAAACAAAAUAUCCAUGAGUAGUGUACUAAAUGAGGAUGUAACAUGGUAUAUUAUUUUACAUGUAAAGUAUGCAUGUUGUGAAAGUCUAUUUUAGCCAUGCAGUUUGCAUAAUUCCUUUGGAGCCUAUAGAUAGAGCUGGUUGAUGUUCUUCAUUUUAAGUCAGUGACCGGCAAGAGAAAGAGUAGAAAUAAUUAGAUAUUUCAUUCUCAUAGAUCUACUGACAGAUUCAAUAGGGGUUUGUGGGACAUCUGGUGGUGAUAACUAUGAAUUGCCUCAGAUGUUAGUUAUAUAUCAGUGAAUAUCACCAGUGUACUGUACGACCACUACCACCUACUGUAUAACAGAUUCAGAAUAAGCACAGUGUGUUUUUGUUGGCAGGACAGAAAAGCUCAUUGUUGUCUUGGUGACAAUAAGGGCUGGUUUGAGUAAGAGGGGUGGUGUGAAGCUCACAUGAGUGGCAACACCAAACCAUUUCAACAGGUGGGUGGAUGACUGGAUGGGGUAUUGUGAAGGAACAACGUUUCAAGAGGUAUGUAGGACACCUGACCUAAUGCUGAGGAGGAUGUUAUCUUACUCUUCUUUCACAGUGUGGAGACAAGCCUUUGUCUGUUCCAUAUGUUUCUAAGCUGUCAAGGGACCCUUGGUUAAUACCAUCCAACCAAUGAGGGAAACGGGUUUAUCAGAUUACGUUUAUGUGGAAUUUUAGCAAAAAUAUACAAUACUCUUAUCUACAAAUCAACUCACCAGAGCUAAUGAUCUCAUCCAUCUCAAAUGUGUGUCCUGGGAUAAUGACAUGAUGCAGAUGUGGGUUAAAGUAUGGACUGUAUUUGACACACAAAACAAAAAACACAGGUAUUCUUAUGUAUAGGGCCAAUGAGACAUUAACUUAUACAUUACAUAUGCAGCUCACUGGAUAAUGAAGUGAUGACAUCACAAUGAGCAAAGUACUUUUGUGUCCCGAGAAGAGUGAAAAAACUAAAGUAUUGAGUGUAAGCCAUUUGUUUUGCAUCAGAAUUUGAGUUCAGACUUUAUUUGGGGCAUUUGCUAAUGGUUUUAGUGUUGCUGAGGUAUGGAGUGGUCCACAGUAUGGCCCUGGCUUUUAUCUAGCACAGACAUUGUGAAAUAUGUCCGUCAUGGACAUUGCUUUGAAUAAAGGCAUCUGCAUAAUAUGGGUCAGUUGACUGUGAAUAUGACAUUUCUAUAAAGUUGCACUUGUGCUCCAGCAAUGUUAAAGGAUAGUAUACCACUAAUUGACUCAUCAUUGAUAUAACAAAGCUGCAGACCAAAAUCUACCCCCCUUCCCCUUUGUGCCAAACUGCCUAACUCUAACCCAUUUUAGAGAGAACAACUUUCUGACUUAGUAAGAGAGGGCUUGUGGUCUGACAAGAGAAUGACUGGGAUGUGUUCCUAGAUGCCACUGUGAAAAGGCUAGUGGCAUGGUUGUAAUACUUACCAUAGCUGCUUAGCUAGCUACAACCCUCUCUAUGCUUGUUCAUAGCCUUAAUGCAGCGCUGCCAGUCCUAAUGAUGAUGGGGACUGUCUUUUUCUGUUGGUUUUAUUUCCUUUAGCGGAGCUGGUUUUGCCCUUUGACCUUACGUGGCAAGGUCAGGAGCAUAUAACACGCCAAUAUUUUGCAUUCUUUUCUCCAAAUUGCAGAGGGAGCAAGGCAACGUUUCAAGCCAGUAGAACAAGGAUUGGGACCAGAGGGGUGGAUUCUAAAGGUUUCGUAGAACUGGCAGUAUUUUAGAUGCUCAAAAACCUCACAGCGGCUUCGAAAUGGCUAUUUACUUCAUUCUUAACGAUCUAAACUGGAAUGAUUGGUGAAUUUGCCUUUCUUAAGCUUGCUUGCUUAUAAUAUGAGAUGUAUUACAUACAAUUGAAGUCGGAAGUUUACAUACACCUUAGCCAAAUACAU